Myxocyprinus asiaticus (Chinese sucker) is the source of this 3961-nucleotide messenger RNA. RefSeq names its product tudor domain-containing protein 7A-like. Bases 94 to 3324 code for a protein of 1076 amino acids. Gene Ontology annotation, biological process: spermatogenesis; lens fiber cell differentiation; lens morphogenesis in camera-type eye. Lineage: Eukaryota; Metazoa; Chordata; Actinopteri; Cypriniformes; Catostomidae. The transcript is spliced from 18 exons. The record is from RefSeq and is a predicted model, not a curated record.
AGUUAGAGUGCUAGCAAGAGCACGUGCAUGCGUGCGCGAUAUUUAACGACUAAAUCAGCGACAAAAGAGAACAAAUAAGAAAACAAAAACAGGAUGAGUGACGUUGAGUUGGUGAAGAAGAUGCUGCGAGCUGUUCUUCAGAGCAGUAAGCACGGCGUGACCAUGGCUCGUCUGCCGGGAGACUACCGUGCUCUGACUGGAGAAAUGGUUCCUCACAGGAAGCUUGGCCAUGCCACUCUGGAGAGCUUUCUGCGCAGCAUUCCCGGAGUGGUGCGGCUGGAGCGCUCCAGUACUGGAGAGGUCAUGUGUUUUGCUGGUGUGUGUGAAGAGACGGCACACAUCGCACAGCUGGUCGCCCGGCAGAAGACUUCAAAGAAGACCGGCUGCUCUAAAUUAAUUAACUUCCACAUGAGAAAGAAGUCUUCCUCCCUGUUUUCACCUUAUGUUAAACCUCGCUUGUCUUUGCGGCAGCCGGGUCACGCGACUCGAGGCUUCGCAUCCAAAUCUAGUUUUUACCCUAACCAGCAGCAGGUUUACAGUACUAAUGUGCCCUUCACCCAAGUUCCUUCUCGCCAGCUGAGCAGGAAAUCAGCAGGGUCAGAAUCAACUGUGCCCAGCAGGUUCCUUACAGAUACAAAGACUCAGCCAGUUAAGAACAAUCAGACGCUUGCUCAGAAUAAGCCUGUAAACCAUGCUGAUGUUGAGCUGGUUCAGAGUCGUGUCAAACAGCUUUUCCAGAAGUACUGCAGUGGAGUGUGGCUGUCAAAGAUCCCUCAGCUCUACAAAGAUAUGUUUAAGGAAGAGCUACAUAUGCACAAAGAAGUGGAGACCUGGACACACAUCUGCACUGUUGAAAAGCCAGGCAGCAAUAACACAGUGGACCGGCUGGUGUAUCCUGUCCUGGACCCCUCCCCAAAACCCAGUACUGUGCCUGCUGUAGCACCCAGCAAGCUGUCUCCUAACUCUGCCAUUCUAAAACCACCAUCACCUGCUCAGCAAACUACCCAUAUUCUCAGAACUCUUGCCAUUAACAUUCCUCCAGUUCAGAAAUCCCAGGCACCCUUGAGCCCAAUGUCGCCCGACUCCACCACACUUCACCUUCCAGUCCCUGAAACGCCCAAGCCUACCACUCACACACUCAUCACCCCUCCCUCCACCCCACCAUCUCACCAGCCUCUGACUUCAGAGAUCAAGGAGAAACUACGGCAGCUGCUCAAUAAAUACAGCCAGGGGCUAUGGGCUCAUGCACUUCCACAGCUUUUCCAGGAGGCCUUUGGGCACGUGUUUCCUCAGUACAUGUUGGAGGAUCUGUCUCUGUUGGCAGAUAAAUGCAUGGUUGAGUACCCGAUGCCAGACAAUCGUAAGAGAGCCAUCCUGUACACACUACCAUCUCAUGUCCAAACGCAGCCCUGCCCAAGGCCACGUCCACUGCUUAUAACCUGUUCUGACAACCAACAUGUGCCGCCUCUGACUAUCCCAAUGGUAGAGUUUCAUUCUGUGUUGGUGAUGGAGAUAGGCAGCACCAACAACGUUGUUCUCAGGUUUGUGGGAGAUGGCUACUCUAAAGCACUGGAGGAGAUGGAGGAGGCCAUGCUACAGUUUUAUAAUAAAGUUGGGGCUGGGCUUUGUCUCCUCUCCCCGAUAAAAGGACAACUGGUGGCUGUUGCUAUAGAGGAAGAUGCAGUACUUAGAGCACAGAUCCAUCAGAUCACAGAAGACAAUGUGAAGGUGUACUUUGCGGAUCAUGGUUUUUCUGAGGUAGUUAGCCGGAAGAAGCUACUGCAGCUGAGAAACCAGUUCCUCACUCUUCCCUUCCAGGCAACCACUUGCCAACUCGCAGGUCUGGAGCCAUUCAGUACAGAUGCAGUCGUUCUGAAGACUCUGGAUUUAUCAGCUGUAGGUCAUACACUGUUCACUGAGAUUGUGGAUCGAGAGGACACACCCAUUAUAGUGCUGUAUGACACUUCUCAAAAUGAAGAUGUCAAUGUAAACACUGUCUGUUUGAAAGCCCUGCAGGAUAAGUCCAUGGAGAAUCCUCUACAGGUGAAUAGCGUUUACACAAAUGUGUUUGUCACAAAUGUGUGCUCUGACGGCAGUAUUUAUUGUCAGUUGCCUUCUCGAGGCCAGGCCAAGCUCAAAGACAUCAUGGACAAGAUUGAGGCACAUUUCCUCUCUCAGUUAACAUGGGAAUUGUUGGUGUCCAAGCCAUUCUGUGGGAAAGUGUGUCUAGCGAAAUACAAAGGCAAAUGGGCGAGAGCAGAGAUCAUUAACCUUCAUGGUAGUCAAGUGUUGGAUAUCCUUUUUUUGGAUAUGGGACUUCCUGCUUCUCUGGAGGUUAGCGAGCUUAGAGAGAUCCCGCCGAUCUACCUUAGAGAGCUCAUCACCAUACCACCACAGGCAAUCAAGUGUCUUCUGGCAGAUCUGAGUGCAGAUGGGGGUGUUUGGCCACCUGAUGCUGUUUUGUGGUUAAGAGAGACCGUCCGCAACAAAGCCCCCAGCUGCAUGAAGAUAGUAAAGCUUGAUGAAACCAGGAUUGUGCACGUCUACCUGUUCAGUGGCAAUGGACCUCAUGACCUUCAGAGCAGUGUUAACCAUCAGCUUGCCUCCUGCCUGUUCUGGCAUCAGGAUGUCUACCUCAGCAGGAUCGCCAUGGUUUCCGAACCUUUCUUGUCUGAGACAGGGGAUACCUCCUAUUCAUCUUCCACACAGAGUUCUAAGGGCCUCACACUGCCUCCUCAGCUGGAGUUACCCAAAAUGGGGCAAAAUAUGGAUGUGUUUGUGUCGGUUGCAUGCCACCCUGGGCACUUUGUGUUGCAGCCGUGGCAGGAUCUCUACAAGCUGGUGGUGUUGAUGGGUGAGAUGAUACUGUACUACAACAAACAGGAAGUCACCCCCAUCGACAUACAGAAGAACAAGGUCUACGCUGCCAAAAUUGACAGCAAUUGGCAUCGUGUUUUGGUAAAGGGGGUCCUGACCAAUGGUUUAGUAUCUGUGUAUGAGUUGGAUUAUGGGAAGUACGAGUUGAUUAACUAUUCUCAGCUCCAACCACUCAUCGAUGAGUUCAGGCAGCUGCCGUUCCAGGGCAUAUCUGCUCAACUGGCAGGUGUAAAGAAUGGGGUCUGGUGUGAGGAAGCUUCUAUGGUGUUCCGUAACCAUGUGGAGAAGAAGCCACUAGUGGCCCAGAUCGAGUCCGCUGAGGAGGGAGAAUGGCCCUGGGAGCGCAAAAUCUCCGUCUAUCUAGUGGACACCACACAGGAUGACAAUGAUAUCUGGAUUCACAACAUGAUGGUUGAGUUUUUAGAUGAGCUCAGCAGAGCUGCUUGAGGCUCUCAAAACUACCCUUUCCCAGAGCUGUGCUGAAUGCCUCUAAAAAGCCUAAAGAAAUCUAGACUUGCCUCAUCUGCAAUUCUCUGCUAGAGAAUUGAAGCCUAACUUCAAACUCCACCUGUAGAUUAUUGACACAAGCAGUGGAGAAUUCAAAAUCUCUGAUUUGAUUGUAGAUUUUUUGGUAGAGCACUGUCUUUAUACACCAAUAUAUAAGAAGGAUAAAUAUCGCCUGGGCUCAUUUUAUUUAUACAUGUUCAAGAAAAUUCAAUUAUCGUUCUGAGUGCCAUGGUAAUAGAUUUCGUUUCUGUUUGCUGUUAUGGUUAACAAUAUUGUGCCAUUCUCAAAUUAACUCCUGACCUUAUUACCUGAACAACUUACUUUUCUGUCUUUACAAUAGGGCCAUUUGUCUUUAUUAGUCAUUUGAUUUAUUUGUGCAUGUUUGUUUAUUUUGUGUGAGACACUGAUACGUGUUUAUACUCCUUGAUUUUGCACUUUGGUUUGUUUCGAUCUUUUGCUGUGUGUUUCUCCACAAAGGAAAAUUGCCAAAUUGUAAAAAAAAAAAAAAAACAUUUGUGUUUAGAUGUUCUGGUUUGUUUUAUUUCAAGUUAAGAUUUGGCUCAGAACAUUAAACAAA